CACGGCCUGCGCUUACCCUGCCACUGCCUAGGUAUCUGCAUGCACCCCGUUUGCUGCAGUUGACCUUCCUUUCCCGCCGUUAUAACCCUCCUCCUCCUCGGGCGCGCUCGAGCUGUUCGAGGUGCCCGACAUGCACGCCCCGGGUGCGUGGGCGGGCGUGUUUUCCGACGGCGCCGUCGCGGCCGUCGCGUCGGUCGCGAGCGGCACCUCGAUGAGCCUCGACGUGCCCGACGUGGCGGCCGCCGUCGCCCUCGAGGCGUCUGCCUACGUCGGCCUGCUCGACGCCGCCCGCGCCGCCGGCUCCGUGCGCAGCGUCGUCUUUACCAGCUCCGCGUGGGCCGCCUACACGCCCGACGGCACCAAGGCGGGCGUGCUGACGGCCGACUCGUGGAACGACGCGGCCGUAUCCCUCGCCGCCGCCGCCGCCGCCGCCGCCGAGGAGGAGGAGGAGGAGCAGUCGAGCCGGCCGCGCGGACUGUGCGGCGUCAUGGCCAUGAAGGUCGGGUACGAGCGCAAGGUGUGGGAGUGGGUGCGUUCCGCAAGGCCGGGCUACAGCUUCAACGUCGUGCUGCCCGACACCGCCUUCGACCCCGUCAUGGACCCGGCGCGGCAGGGCGCCAGCACCGUCGGGCUCGUGCGGUGGCUUGGUGGUUCGUCGACGCCCGCGACGUGGGCAGGCUGUACGUCGCGUGCCUGGCCCUGCCGGGCCUCGACGGCCGCCGCGUCUACGGCUUCGCCAAGCGCUACAGCUGGCCGCGCGUGCUCGACAUCAUCAAGGAAGGCGCUCUACCCGCAACGCACAGAGUGGCCCGCCCUGCCCGAAGCCGGCUGGGACGCCUUUGACGUGCCGACCGACGACGCCGAGGAGCUGAUCAAGCAGGUCGGCGACGGCAGUGGGUGGAUCUCGCUCGAGGACAGCAUCAGAGACACCGUCGAGAGCUUCCUAGCCAAGGAUGCCGAUGGGAGGAGCACGUUGGAGGCCAUCAAGCCAAUCAAGGAGGCUUUUGAAUAA
Molecule: messenger RNA, 1012 nt
Organism: Gaeumannomyces tritici R3-111a-1
Lineage: Eukaryota; Fungi; Ascomycota; Sordariomycetes; Magnaporthales; Magnaporthaceae
Exons: 2
Coding region: 131-1012 (293 amino acids)
Source: RefSeq, a predicted model, not a curated record